GCUAAAAGGCCGCAUGACGUUCUUGCAGGGCAAUUCGGGUUAGGGUUUCGAUCCCAGAUGUCGGACCGCAGCCGCUGUCCGCCGCCAUCUUCAUUUUAUCCGGCCAAGAGGCCCUCGGUUUCGGACAAUCCAAUCAAGAAGGUCACCAGGGCUGCCAAGUCCCAAUUGGCAAAGAAGCGACCCGCUCUCGCGGACGUCUCGAACCAAAGAAAUGGCUCUAAGUGUAAUUCACGGACUUCGCUCCUUUCGUCCAAGCCUCUGGUACCAUGUGUGGCUAAAAUUGCCAAAGCUAAGAAGGAAUUGUCUGCUAAUGAGAAUAUAGGCUUCCCUGGGAAAACUUUGCCUUCAUCCUUGAGCUUGAAAUCAAAUGUCUUGGUUCCCUCCAAGGAUACAUCUUUCCCAGGAAGUGAUCAACCUAUUGCUAGUGCCGUGGUCCUUUCUGCUCCAUGCAGCAAAGAGCCUGUUCAUCCUGCUCCAAGUAGCAUACUUCAUGGACUCAGAGGUGUUGAUGUUUCUCCAAGUGGAUCAGUUAGUGGUUCCAUUUCAAUGGAUGAGAGCAUGUCUACCUGUGAUUCCUUGAAGAGUCCACAAUUUGAAUAUAUUGACAAUGAGGAUGCUUCAGCAGUUACAUUGAUUGAGAGGAAGACGAGUAAUAGUCUCUACAUUUCGGACAAUGCAGAAAAAACAGGGAAGGUCUGCGAGAGAGGUAUACCUGUGGAGAUGGAAACAGUGGAUAAAGUUGUUGAUAUUGAUAACAAUUUCAUGGACCCACAGUUCUGUGCAACCAUUGCUUGUGAUAUCUACAAGCACUUGCGUGUAUCAGAGGCAAAUAAAAGACCUUCAACAGACUUCUUGGAAAGGAUCCAGAAGGACAUUAAUACUAGCAUGCGUGCAAUACUGAUUGAUUGGCUUGUGGAGGUUGCGGAAGAGUACCGGCUUCUACCUGAUACACUAUUUUUGACCAUUAACUACAUUGAUCGUUAUCUUUCUGGCAAUUCGGUGAAUAGGCAACGGUUGCAAUUGCUUGGUGUUGCAUGCAUGAUGAUUGCUGCUAAGUAUGAGGAGAUCUGUGCACCCAGUGUGAAUGAGUUCUGUUAUGUAACUGAUAAUACGUACUUGAAGGAGGAGGUUUUGCAAAUGGAAUCUGCUGUGCUGAAUUACUUGAAAUUUGAAAUGGCAGCCCCAACAGCUAAAUGUUUUUUGAGGCGAUUUGUUUGUGUUGCUCAAGCUACCAGUGAGGUUCCAUCAAUGCAGUUGGAGUGCUUGGCCAACUACCUUGCGGAGUUAUCUCUUUUAGAGUAUAGCAUGCUUUGUUAUUCCCCAUCAGUAUUAGCUGCUUCUGCUACUUUCUUGGCCAAAUUUAUACUUGUACCCUCAAAAGAACCCUGGAAUUCUACAUUGAGGCAUUACACACUUUACCAAGCUUCUGAUUUGAGUGAGUGCGUCAAGGCGCUACAUGGCCUGUGCUGUAAAGGCACUAAUUCUAAUCUACCUGCAAUUAGGGAGAAGUACAGCCAGCAUAAGUACAAGUUCGUGGCAAAGAAGCACUGCCCUCCUUCAAUACCUCUGGAGUUUUUCCACUAACUGAGCAACUAGGCAUGUACAUCACUCUUCGAAAUUCAAUAAACUGUACAUAACUAGGCAUGUAUGAAGUUUUGAAUCCAGUAGCUCUGUACCUACUGUUUGAUAGUCAGGGGAUCUUCUCAUCUUACUGUUUUCUCAGACGUAACUCACAUAGGUUACCUCCUGUACAGUUGUUGCGCUUGAAUUGAAUUUUCAGUAUACAGUAAGGUCCAAGAUGUAUUGAGAACCGUUUCUUCUAGUGAUGAAAGAAUAUUAAGCAGAUAUGUCGAUCAGCAGGUUUACUUUUCGAUAAGAAAAUUUUUAUUAGAUGAUAUUAUUACCUAA
Molecule: messenger RNA, 1908 nt
Organism: Alnus glutinosa
Lineage: Eukaryota; Viridiplantae; Streptophyta; Magnoliopsida; Fagales; Betulaceae
Product: cyclin-A1-1-like
Exons: 11
Coding region: 58-1584 (508 amino acids)
Biological process (GO): regulation of cyclin-dependent protein serine/threonine kinase activity; mitotic cell cycle phase transition
Cellular component (GO): nucleus; cytoplasm; cyclin-dependent protein kinase holoenzyme complex
Molecular function (GO): cyclin-dependent protein serine/threonine kinase regulator activity
Source: RefSeq, a predicted model, not a curated record